This is a messenger RNA of Pimephales promelas (fathead minnow), 2744 nucleotides long. It is a transcript of the gene opn4.1, whose product is annotated as opsin 4.1. Lineage: Eukaryota; Metazoa; Chordata; Actinopteri; Cypriniformes; Leuciscidae. Gene Ontology annotation, biological process: visual perception; G protein-coupled receptor signaling pathway. Gene Ontology annotation, cellular component: membrane. The record is from RefSeq and is a predicted model, not a curated record. Gene Ontology annotation, molecular function: G protein-coupled receptor activity.
ACUUAGUAUACUUAGUUGUAAUAUACAUCUUUUGUUGUGCACUCUACAUUAAUUUAAAAUGUUGUAUUAUUGUAAAAUGGGUAUCAUAUUCAAUCUUAUAUGUGUAUGCUUUUUCAUUGGAAUGGACUUAGAGCUGCAUUUCUUACAUGAAAGUGCUAUACAAAUACUUUUAUAAUAUAUUAUUGUUGUGUUAUAUAAUAUUAUUUCAAUUGGUUUGAUAAUUGAAUAUGAUUCAUAAAUUGUUAAUGCUCUAAUAUAUAUUUUACUUUAAUUUCAGAUACAUAAGGCAGUAUUAUCUUAUAAUGGGUAAAUCUGACAAUAAAGCAAAAUAGGCCGGAAAUAGUUCAAUAUGAUUUUAACAAGGUCAACAUUUUGAGUGUUUUUGUUUACCAUUCACAAUGGCCAAGUGACCAUUACACUUUGACCAUUAUAACAGGCCAAGUUGUGAACUACUUACUGAUCAAUAAUCACUUGGUGGUGCAUUGAUUAGGAUAUAAAAAGCUAAUGUAGGGAGCCACCAUUCACAGGCUGACGCAAAGAGGAGAACAGCACUGUUUAUUUAAAACAAGAAUGUGAAUUUUCUUUCAAUUAUUUGAACAGAAUUUCCUUCAGUUUUGUAUAAAAAUAAAUUUAGGAUUCGGAGACAUCAAGCCAGACAUCAUGAGCCAUCACUCUUCAUGGAGAGGGCAUCAUUGUGCCCCUGGAGACAACAACUGCACUGCAGGCUUUAAGGAGUCCUUAGGCAGCAGGAACUACAAGUUACUCCAUGUGCCUAUCCAUGGGCCGACCCACGGCCACCACCAUGGGCCUCCACACACAUUUCCCUCCGUGGAUGUUCCUGAUCAUGCACACUACAUCAUCGGCACUGUCAUCCUAAUAAUUGGCAUCACCGGAGUGAUUGGAAACGCACUGGUGAUCUACGUGUUCUGCCGGAGCCGUACUCUUCGCACUGCAGGGAACAUGUUUGUGGUGAACCUGGCUGUGGCUGAUUUCUUCAUGUCCCUUACUCAGUCGCCCAUGUUCUUUGUAGCCAGCCUGCACAGGCGCUGGAUCUUUGGCGAGCGCAUUUGUGAGCUCUAUGCCUUUUGCGGUGCCCUUUUUGGGAUCUGUUCCAUGAUGACUUUGACUGCUAUUGCUGCUGAUCGUUGCCUAGCCAUAACUCAACCUCUUGCCUUGGUGGGCAACGUUAGCCGACGCAAAGCAGGCGUGGUGUUGGCCGUUGUGUGGCUCUACUCCCUGGGCUGGAGCCUUCCGCCUUUCUUUGGCUGGAGCGCUUAUGUUCCAGAGGGUCUUCAGACUUCCUGUUCUUGGGACUAUAUGACCUUCACUCCAUCAGUUCGAGCAUACACCAUCUUCCUCUUCAUUUUUGUGUUCUUCAUCCCACUAUGCAUUAUCGGCAGCUGCUACUUUGGAAUCUUCCAAGCCAUCCGAGCAAUGGGAAAGGAAAUUAGAGAGUUGGACUGUGGAGAAACGCAGAAGGUGUAUGAACGCAUGCAGAACGAAUGGAAGAUGGCGAAAGUAGCCCUCCUGGUCAUUUUGCUUUUUGUAAUAUCCUGGUCGCCCUACUCUGUGGUGGCCCUCACCGCCACGGCUGGCUAUUCCCAUCUCCUGACCCCCUACAUGAAUUCAGUGCCCGCUGUGAUUGCCAAGGCCUCAGCCAUCCAUAAUCCCAUCAUCUACGCAAUUACGCAUCCAAAGUAUCGGGCGGCUAUUGCCCGUUACAUUCCAAUACUCCGCACCAUCUUACGUGUGAAAGAGAAGGAGCUCCGUUCCUCUUUUAGUUCCGGCAGCGUUAGUUCCCGCCGUCCGACCCUCUCCAGCCAGUGCUCCCUGGGAGUUAGCUUCGGCAAUGCAGCACGAGCUAACGGCCGCUGGGGAAAGACACGCUUGUCUUCUGCUUCAGAUAGUGAUUCUUGCUGGACUGAGAGUGAGGCUGAUGGUUCAAGCGUCAGUUCCCUGACGUUUGGUCGUCGCGUGUCCACCGAGAUCUCUACAGAUACUGUCAUUCUUUCACCAGGGUCAAGUAUUAGCACCGCCAGUGGGCAGAAAUCAGAGAAGACACACAAAGUUGUAAGUGCACCGGUGCCGUCAAUUACUUUUGAAACGGAUGCAGCAGAUGAGUCUCUGUCUGAUGGAAAGGCUUUGCUCCUCGGAGGGAACUAAGGGAAUGACAAAGCUCUGCACGGUACUAGUAACUUUAGUAGCUUUGACCAAUUAUUUUUUAUUUAGAAUAGAUGUCCUUAUUUAUUUGCAUGUCUUGAACAACCCUUGUCUUGUUAGUUUUGUGAACUUUGUUUUUGAAAUUAAAUGGUUUCCAGGUUAUAUGUGAAUUUAGAAAAUGUAUUUGAAUAAUAAAACCAGAAUAAUAACCAUCUUGUUUUUUGUCUGGUGUGAUCAAGAUAUUGUGGCGUGUAGUGUAAGUAAAUGUAUGUGAAUAUAAUGUUUACAGAAAUCACACUAACACACCACUGUAAACUCAUGUUUAUGUAUGUACAUAGGUCUACAUUUACAUAUGUAUUAUGUCUGGCUAUAUGAUGAAAUGCAACUAGAGAUCAGGGCCUUUUCUGUAUCUCAGAUCAGCCUGUGAAUGCAGAGUCGCCGAGACUCAGCAUUCAUUUCAUAAUGUCGAGUAAAGAAUUUUCCUCUUUGUUCUAGAACAUCUGAUGGUUUGCAUUGUUUAUCUUUCAAUUGAUUAUGAAAUUGUAAUAAUACAUUUACCUGACAUAAUAAAUUGUUAUAUUUGA